AUGCAGUAAGAAUCAUAUUCUUAAGAAGCAAAUAUAACCCCAAUAAAUUAUCAAAUGAGUACUCCUACUAAAGAAAAGAAACAAAAUAAAACUAAUUAAUCAACUACAAUACAAUCUCCUAAUAAUAAUGAUUUUUAUUCUCCAAAAAAUGUCAACCCUUGGAAAACUCCUAAGUCUUUAUUAAAGAGUAAUUAAAAAUAAACUACUCCUGAACAUUCUUUGUAAGCAUCUCCCUAUGGAGAUCGUUAUAUUCCACUUAACGUCUCUAGAAAUCUUUUCAAUAAACAAAUACAACCCUUUGAGAUUGAAGAAGAAAAUAUUUAUGAAGAACUCUUAAGUGAAAAUGUAUUAGAAAUAGAUGAGAACAAACAUGUUAGUAUUUUGAAUUUUAACAAAUAAAAACCUGAAAAAAUAUAACCAAAUAAAUAGUAAGAAACUCCAAAAAGAAAAAUUGAUACCUUACCAAUUAAAGUACUUGAUGCUCCAGGAAUGGAAGAUGAUUUUUAUUAAGACAUCUUACAUUGGGGCAAGAACAACUUAAUUGCUAUAGGUUUAUAGAGAUGUGUAUACUUAUAUAGUGUUGACACUUCUAAAGUAUUUUAAUUGACAUACCCACCAAACAAUUUAGUUAAUUAGAAUUAAUAUACUUCAUUAUAAUGGAAUACAAAUGGAUAAAUAUUAGCUAUGGGAAGUUAUGAUGGUCAAUUAAAAUUAUGGGAUUACAAUAAAAAUAUUUAUACAGGAACUAUGAAUAUUUCAACCAAAAGAAUUAGUACAAUAAAUUGGGCAAACUCUAAUAUUUUUGCAUAUGGUAGCAAAGAUAAAACUAUACAUAUUUGUGAUAUUAGAGUACCAACUUAUUCUGUAUUUUAAUUACAUGGACAUACAUAAGAGGUUUGUGGAGUAACAUUUGAUGGAAAUGAAUUAUAAUUAGCUUCAGGAGGCAAUGAUAAUAGAGUUUUUAUUUGGUAAUUAAGAGGAGGGAAUACAAACUCAGAUAAUCAAUAUGUCUCAUGGGAAAUUAAAUCUCAUAAGGCAGCGAUUAGAGCUUUGGCAUGGAGUCCUAAUUCAAGUGGAAUUUUAGCUACAGGAGGGGGAAAUCAAGAUAAAACUAUAAAAAUACAUAGUUCAUUAACAAAUAAGGAAUUUAAUAGUAUUAAUUGUGAUUCUCAGGUUUGUAAAUUAAGAUUCUCUAAAAUUGUUAAUGAAUUAGUUUCAACACAUGGUUAUGAAAAAAAUUAAAUAUGUAUAUGGCAAUAUCCAACAAUGAAAAAAAUGCAUUAGUUAGAAGGGCAUUCUGAAAGAGUGCUUUAUUUAUCAGCAAGUCCUGGUAUUUUUAUAUUUAAUAUUUAUAGAUGAAUCUACUAUAUUAACAGGAUCUGGAGAUGAAACAUUAAAAUUUUGGAAAAUUUUCCCAACUUAAAUUUCCAAUAAUAUGUCUUCACUUCUUACAAUGUGUGAAAUUAGAUGA
Paramecium pentaurelia is the source of this 1471-nucleotide messenger RNA. NCBI's taxonomy places the organism in Eukaryota, Ciliophora, Oligohymenophorea, Peniculida, Parameciidae. The record is from the annotation of a GenBank genome assembly.